Molecule: messenger RNA, 1274 nt
Organism: Etheostoma cragini (Arkansas darter)
Lineage: Eukaryota; Metazoa; Chordata; Actinopteri; Perciformes; Percidae
Gene: naa10
Product: N-alpha-acetyltransferase 10, NatA catalytic subuni
Exons: 8
Coding region: 236-733 (165 amino acids)
Biological process (GO): N-terminal peptidyl-glutamic acid acetylation
Cellular component (GO): NatA complex
Molecular function (GO): protein N-terminal-serine acetyltransferase activity; protein-N-terminal-glutamate acetyltransferase activity
Source: RefSeq, a predicted model, not a curated record
ACACGCAAGUGUUACAACUUUUACUGUGAAGUCCCAGCUCCAACUCUGACCGGAAAUGUCUGAUGGUCCUUCCUCCCCUUUCUUCCUUGCUAGCAACCUACUAGCACUCGACUUAGCUAGCUAGUUAGCGAGACAAGCUAUUUAAAAUCCUGUAGUGUUAUAUUAUGAAUUGAUUGAUACGUGUAUCAUAUUUUAUUUCUGUCUCCACAGUCCAGAUAACAAGGAAACUAACAAAAUGAACAUACGAAACGCAAGGCCGGAGGACCUUAUGAACAUGCAGCACUGUAACCUGCUGUGCCUUCCAGAAAACUACCAGAUGAAAUACUAUUUUUAUCACGGAUUGUCCUGGCCUCAGCUCUCUUACAUUGCAGAGGACGAAAAUGGCAAAAUUGUAGGAUAUGUGCUGGCAAAGAUGGAGGAGGACCCAGAUGAUGUACCCCACGGACACAUCACAUCUCUGGCUGUGAAGCGUUCCCACAGGCGUCUUGGCCUGGCUCAGAAGCUGAUGGACCAGGCCAGCCGGGCCAUGAUAGAAAACUUCAAUGCUAAAUAUGUCUCGCUCCAUGUUCGCAAGAGCAACCGAGCAGCCCUGCACCUCUACUCAAACACACUCAAAUUCCAGAUUAGUGAGGUAGAGCCUAAAUACUAUGCAGAUGGGGAGGAUGCCUACGCCAUGAAGAGAGACCUUGCCCACAUGGCUGAUGAGUUUUCGUCUAAUAUGUCCCACAGCUGAGAAAGCCUGGAGUCCGUGUCUCGGGUCAGGACGCCCCGUCCGGCCAGAGCCCGUCAGGGUCCGGUGACCAGGAGAGGGAGAACGAAAGAGACAGUGGAGGAGAGAGCAAAGAGCUGAGUGAAGUCAGCGAGGCAACGGAAAGCACAGAUGUUAAAGAUUCUUCUUCUGAUUCACAAUGACGCUGCGGUCCUAGACAUUUUUAAAUUCAUCCCUGGCUUCCUUUUAUCUCUUUUUGACAAUAUCUCUGGCUUUGCAAACUGUGACUUUCUGUGCGUCAAAGCCUUUUCCACAUUACCAUCUUUUGUUUUUCUUAAAUCUUGCUUUUCACUGCAGUGAUGAACAAAACGUCUUGGAUAAUGACGUAAAUUUAAAUGAAACUAAAAUGAAUAACUGGUCUCAAUGUUUUUAUUGGAUCGCAGUUGUCAUUACCAAACGUGUUCCGUAAGAUUUAGAGAAUUUAAAACUUGUACUUUUCAAAUUGUCUCAAUCUGGUCUCUUAAUUAUUUAACAGAAUUACUGCAAAUAAAUCUUUCAAAUAAUA